AUGGGGUUACCACUUCAUGAGUCUCAGUGCCCAAACAAUUCUUGUCUAGGAAAGGGUGCAGUUGACAUUCCACCCAAAGCUGAUGGUAGGCUCUCUGCCAUGGAGGCCACACUGGACAAAGAUUGUUCCAUAAAUACUCCUAAACUCUCUGCAUGUUCCUUUAGAGUGCAAUCCAAUCCAGAACAGGCAAGUCCCAAAUUCUCAGGCAUGGGAAUUGGUCAUCCAGAGCAUCCUUGUCUUAGCAAAAUUCAGCUUCACUUUUUUGGUCCACAUCCUACCCACCCUGAUUCCAGACACUGCUUCAUCUUGUGCAUGCCCUCUUGA
Molecule: messenger RNA, 324 nt
Organism: Podarcis lilfordi (Lilford's wall lizard)
Lineage: Eukaryota; Metazoa; Chordata; Lepidosauria; Squamata; Lacertidae
Source: the annotation of a GenBank genome assembly